CGCACUCAUAGGGUGAACGCGACAUCCCUGCUCCUCUGCUACUGAGUUGAAAUGUUUGUCGAUUUAUCCCGUCAUAAUGCAGCAUUUGUUGUUUGUGGACAUUUAGUGCAUUUACAGUAUUUUUUUUAAAAGGCAAACACAGUUGAUGUGCUAUGAAGCUAACACGGAAACAGGUCCUCGCGAAGGCUAAGGCCUCUGACUUGGAGAGCGUGAAGAAACUAAACUGCUGGGGAUGCAACCUGACUGAUAUUUCCAUCUUCUCCCAAAUAGCAAACAUUGAGGUCCUGACACUUAGUGUCAACAGCAUCUCGUCCCUCUCUCCUCUGGCCGGCUGCCUGUCUCUGUGUGAGCUCUAUUUGAGGAGGAACAACAUCCCCUCACUUUCUGAGCUCUCCCAUUUGCGCCCACUGACCCGCCUCAGGGUGCUAUGGUUGGCUGAAAACCCCUGUUGUGGAGCUGAUUCCAACCAGUACCGCCUCACGGUGCUGCGCUGCCUGCCUCGCCUCCAGAAGCUCGACAACCAAGUGGUGGCAGAGGAUGAGAUUGCGCUCGCACUCGUGGAGGGUGAAGAAGUCACCACCCCUCCGGGAAGUCUCCAAAACCAGCUUUCAACCAAUGGACAUCCAGAGGCAGAGACAGAGAUCGACCCACUCAACUAUAACAUGGAGGAAACCAACAAAAUCAGAGAAGAGCUGGGCAUGAAACUCCUCUCCAGAGACAAGUUCCCCUCCCUGUCUUCUCCAUCCACCCGAGGAAACAAACUAACAUUAAAAAGGACACACACUCUUGAUGCAGUUCUGCUGCUGAUGCAGGAUUUGGAUGAAGAGGAACUUCGCAUUGUGCAGACAGCUACAGAAAACAGACUGCAGACUUACAUGUUGGAUUCAGAAACACUGACAGAUUCACGGCAGACACAGAAAAGUGCGGAGAUCCAACUCUGAAACAUUUCAUAGCAUGCAAUCAUUUGCAAGACUCUUGCCUUCUUUAUUCAACCCAAACCUCAUUGACAAGAAUCCCCCUCCUCAUUUUUUCAAUUUUACCUUACGAUUGCAAUGCAUGGAAUGUUUUUCUGGCCGCUUUCCUUUUUGUUACCGUUUACACACGAGGAAUAGUACUUAAAAGGCGCCCUAUUAUUAUGCUUUUUUUUUUUUUUUUAAAUGGUCUUUGAACACUAAAAUCCUAAACUUCCCUAUGCUGGGAGUUUCUCUCCCACCCCCCUUGCCUGAAACACCUACAUUGGACUCCUUUGUUUACUUCUGUAAGGUUGUGACAUCCCUACGUAACACUUGCUCUUCUAUUUGCUUGCGAUCCAACACUUUGAUAUGCUCAGGGGCGGGGACAUCUCUAAGGGAAUGACCAAUCACAACAGAGCCAGCCAGCUACCAAUCAGAGCAGACUUGGCUCUGGUUUCAGACAGAGGGGGAACAUUAAAGCAUGUAAAAAUGUCACAGGAGAGGCACAAAAUAUGAACCUGAAAAUGAGCAUAAUAAUAGGUCCACUUUAAUUACUUCCUUUUGUUUUUGCACCCAGCAUGCCUACCUGCCUUGAACAAACUAAAGAAUGUACGUUUUGCGAAAUGUAAAUCUAUUUAUAUAAUUAAAGAGAUGAAAUUUAAUAACUCACAACGUGUUUUAAUUACACAGCUGCUGUCUGAAAACAUGCAUACAUUAAAGCACAAGGUGUAAAUGUCACAGUGCUACAAUCGGUGCAUUUUUGACAAGUGAAACUUUACAUCAAAUACAAGAUUUAUUUAAGUGGGCAUUUAUAUCAG
Eleginops maclovinus (Patagonian blennie) is the source of this 1771-nucleotide messenger RNA. RefSeq names its product cilia and flagella associated protein 410 (gene cfap410). Bases 153 to 941 code for a protein of 262 amino acids. NCBI's taxonomy places the organism in Eukaryota, Metazoa, Chordata, Actinopteri, Perciformes, Eleginopidae. The transcript has 7 exons. Gene Ontology annotation, molecular function: protein binding. The record is from RefSeq and is a predicted model, not a curated record. Gene Ontology annotation, cellular component: U4/U6 x U5 tri-snRNP complex. Gene Ontology annotation, biological process: cytoskeleton organization; mRNA splicing, via spliceosome.